Messenger RNA from Micropterus salmoides (largemouth bass), 2016 nucleotides. RefSeq lists its product as uncharacterized. The transcript has 4 exons. NCBI's taxonomy places the organism in Eukaryota, Metazoa, Chordata, Actinopteri, Centrarchiformes, Centrarchidae. Bases 358 to 867 code for a protein of 169 amino acids. The record is from RefSeq and is a predicted model, not a curated record.
UAGGGUGGGCUAAAUUGGAACAUGGAUAUGCACAAACAUACUUAGUAGCAGGGGGUGGCACUGGGGCGUCCUGUACUUGCUUAGUGACAUACACAUGCUCACGAGGAGUAGGACUCUGUGGCAAAACCUGGAGGUUCCCUUUUGUUUUCAUACAUCAAGGAAGUCGUUGUUGGGAAUAAUUUGAGUUUGGCUGGUUUACUGUGUGGCUGCUGGAUAACCUCUGUGGAUAUUUUAUGUAGCUCAUUGCUACUCGCACACAUUUUGGCAGUCGGUUGUCUGAGUAUGACGAGAUAAGGAGAGCGACAGAUAAACAAGGACAAACAAGCAGACACAUAAAAUCCAACACAGCUCUUGUUCAUGGUGACAGAAGGCAAGAUGUCGAGGCCUCCUUCCUCCCACACCCCUCCUCAGUUCAUCAGGGUCAGCGACAGAGAUCUCACCGAGAUUGAGCUCCAUUCUGUGGACUCCAUCAAUGACCUACACCGAACACACCACGAACACAGCCACAAAGGGAUGAGGCCCCCACGUCCAGCUUACACACCCUCCCUGAAUGGGAAUCUCUACACUUGUGACUUGACAGCUGUCAAUCAAAGAGGCCAUCCAGUUAGCAGCAAAUGGCAGAGCCGUCUACAGGAAAUGUUGACACCCAGUUCAUCACGUGCCUAUGCCAUGGGCUGUGCCAUUAUCACUUUGCUUCUGCUAACAGUGUUGCUCAUCUUCUACUUUUUGGUCCAGCAGGGCGGCGCAGUCCGUAUGCUGACUGAGGCAGUGAGGCAGAAAGAUGCAGCAGUCAUAGAGCUGUCACUGCUCAUUCAAGAACUGCAGGCACUGAGACACAACCUGACAGCCAUGAGGGGAGGGACAUGAGGAACAUAUGGACAGAAAACUACUCAGAUGCAGAUACACUUUUUAUAAUGAAUGUGAAAUGCUUUAAAAUGCAGUAAAACUGUGUUUUACAGUGGGGUUUUCCUUGAAGAGAUACAUUUGUCAAAAUGUUCUCUAAAUGUUGUCUGUGUUUCAAGAUUAAACAUAACUGAACCAUAAGAUUAAGAAAUGGGGGGUUUCGGAAUACCUUUCCCCUCUCUUCUGCUUUGGUCACUAUAUGAAAAAAACUUUUGAACUAUACUUUUUGUUCUGUGAUGGCAGUGUUGGGGAGUAACUAGUUACAUGUAAUUGAGUUACAUAAUUUAAUUAAAAAAUAAAUGUAACUAUAAUCCAUUACAGUUACUUGGAAAAAUGUGUAAUUAAAUUAAAGUUACUUACAUUGGGGUUUACAUCUGAAUAUCUUCUGUAAAAAUCUAGGCUAUAUGUAUAAUAAUCAUUUUGUUACUUUGCAUGUUUUUCAUGUGUAUAAUGUCUUUGCCAUUUCCAGCCACAGCUGUUUAGUAAAGUUUGAUGAUAUUCUGAUGCUUUUGAUUGGUUCUAGUGUUUAAAUUUGCAGUGCCACUCGUCUACCAGUUAAAUUGGCUUUUUCAGCUGAUCUUUCUCGAAAUUUAGAAAAGUAAUCAAAAAGUAAUUAAAUUUAAUAAGUUACAUUACUUUGAUAAAGUAAUUAAUAUAGUUACACCACUAUUACAUUUUAAAUAGGGUAACUUUGUACCGAUUACAUUUCCAAAGUAACGUUCCCAACACUGAGGGAUGGCACAACGGAUUGAAUGAAUGGAGGCAGAAUAUUGCAUUAUAUUACAUUGCAUGAUACAUAUUUAAUGUCUUUAACAAACUGAUUAUUCAUCAUUAUUGCUCAAAAUAAUAAGUUACUUGAAACAUAACUCUCUUUCUAUCAUAAAUUUAUUUCUUGCUGUAUCAUUGCUCACUCAAUAUCAUGGUAUUUUUCAUGUUAUUGGAUUUCUCCUGAAUCACGUACCCGACCUUUAAAUGUGAAAACAAAGAUGAUACUGUUUUCCAAGCAUGUAUAUGUUAGUAUUCUUGAUUUGUUCUUUUUUCAUAAUAAAAGGUUAUAGUGAGCAAAGGUUGAUGACUUCAACCACCAAAUUUAGCAUAAGAUACUGAAUAUAU